AUCAAGAUGAGUUUCGUACAUGACAAAUUAAGAUUGAUCACAUCCUCCGAGGCUUACACUUUGGAGCCCGUCAGCAAUGACAACAGCACCAACAAAAGCAAAUCUCUGGCUAUUGACAGAGUAACAAGAGAAAUAAAGAUGGUUGACUCUCCAAAAGAUAUCCAGCAGAACGCAGAUAGUGUCAUAACGGUAUAUGGUGUAUUAGGUAUAAUAAACUUAACAACUACUCCCUUCCUUGUUGUCAUUAGCGAUAGAGAGCACGCCGGUGAAAUCAACAAUGCGGCGAUUUAUAGAGCGACAGACUUCAAAAUGUACCCAAUUGACAGAACGUCUACACUUUCACAAAUAUUGAAGCACCCUGUAGACGGCGUUCUCCUCGGUUUACUCAAGAAUCACUUCAACGAUGGCAACUUCUACUUCUCGCCUGCUUAUGACCUCACAAGCAGCCAACAGAGAUCACAGUCAGCAUCUGAGGGUGCACCAAUGCACGAGAGAACUGAUGAUAGAUUCUACUGGAACAAAUUCCUCCAAAAGCCGCUCUUGGAAUCUAAUUUAGACACCUCUGGACCACUUGCCAGCUUCUUAUUGCCAGUAAUUUACGGUUUCUUGGAAAUUAAACCAACAAGUAUAUUUGGACAACCAGUCACAAUCGCACUUAUAGCUAGAAGAAGCAGAUUCAGAGCGGGUACACGCUACUUUAGUAGGGGAAUUGACGAAUCUGGCAAUGUUUCAAACUUUAAUGAAACUGAACAAAUUGUUGUUGCUCAGAAUAAGACAUACUCACAUGUACAAUGUCGUGGUUCAGUACCAAUUUACUGGUCAGAGAUCAACACCCUGAGGUACAAGCCAGAUCUCCAAAUAAUGGACAUUCCGCAAUCAGUAGAAUCACUAAGAUUACAUCUCGCUUUACUUGUCGAGAAUUACGGUAAGGCAACCUGUAUCAACCUCGUCAACCAGAAAGGAUACGAAAAGCCAGUGAAAGAUUGGUUCGAGAAUGCUCUCGGAAAGCUUAACCAUCCUAAUAUUCACUACGAAUACUUUGAUUUCCACAGCGAAUGUAGCAAAAUGCGCUGGGAUCGUAUACAUAUACUCCUCGACCGACUCGAAGAAGAGCUUAAAGCACAGCAAUAUUUCAAAAAGGAGGAUACUACAACCGUCAACAAACAAAGUGGCGUUUUCAGAACCAACUGUAUGGAUUGCUUAGACAGAACAAACGUCGUACAGAGCGCAGUUGCCAGAGUUGUUCUUACUGCCCAAUUGAUGGAUGCUGGUUUGCUCGGUCCUGGGGAUAGUGUAUCAGAUGACCUUGGAUUUAUCUAUCUCUUUAGAAAUAUUUGGGCAGACCACGCCGACGCUGUUUCUGUCACUUACUCAGGUACAGGCGCUCUCAAGACCGACUUCACACGUACAGGAAAGCGUACAGUUGAAGGUGCUUUCUGGGAUUUGAUUAACAGUAUCACGAGAUAUGUUAAGAACAAUUACUACGAUGGUAGUCGACAAGACGCCUUCGAUCUCGUUCUUGGUGGUUGGACACCACAAGCUGGUGCAUCAUUUAGAGACAACCGUCCUAUUUUGACGCGGGCGGCUCCAUACGUCCUCACAUACUCACUCCUUAUGCUACUCUCUGGUAUCGUACUUCCAAGAGAUAAAAGCAAAUCAGUUAUGACGUUCUACCUCUUCUUCACCAAUUUGGUUGCUCUUUCUUCAGUCUACAUUGCCAAAAAUGGUAUUGAUUAUGUCGCCUGGCCACGUCUGAGAAAGCUCGACAAUGUUAUUAACUAUCAAGGUCCAGGAUACAGAUCACCAGCUCAUGGUAGAGGUUUCGCUUGGGGUGUUGGUAGUGGUGGUAUCUUUGCACAACCACAAUCACGCAUUGAGGAAAUCGAAUUGGGCAAGAAAGCCAGCUAAUCUGGGCUCAUUAUACAUAUCAUUUUCAAGUUGUUUAUUAGAAUACAUUUAUAAUUUAAAUUCAUUAGUGGUAUUAUAUUAUCCCGUCGAGUUCAUUGGCGAAAUCGUCAAAGUCAUCGCUCGAUUUAUCACUAUCGGCUUUAUGUCGUUUUGGUGAGUUGAUUGAUGAUGCUGAUUCUGGACUAUCCCGCGAACGUUUUCUGGUGGUACCUUCAUUCGUAACAUCUUCAUUCUCAACUCCUUCGCUGUCUUCCUCAUUCAGAAAAUCCUCUAACUCUUGAUCAGCAGUGUCCCAAUCAACGUGGUCAAACUUCGAGGGGCUCUCUUGGACGACCUGCUUAGGGUUAUUCGGUGGUCCAUCCAAAUAAUAAUUCUCUUCAGGCAUUUUCUCCCAUUUAGCGCAACUAUCGAGCAACCAUUCCGACCAGACUACGUGGGCACUAUCACCUUUCUUAGCAUCUUCUACCUUUGCAGUGCCUUUCUUUGCUGCUACGACAUGGGUAACCUUUUCAUUAUAAUUGUGAUCAAUUGUGGCGCCAAACUUGCUGGCGAGGUUGUAUAUACCGCUUAUCUCUAGUGGCAUACCAAGUGGGAUGACACUACUAAAGACUAAUUUCAAACCAUGCAAAACUUUACGCUUUAAUGUUGGUAUAAUCUCCUUGGUAUCUGGAUCAUCGCCCGCAUUUUUGAAAUUGUAGAAAUUUGAGUGAAUUUGAGUUAGUAUUUUAGAUAAUCUUGGUAAUUCUUCAUCUAUUGUUUCACUAAGGAUUUGCUGAUGCUCUUUCUGUCGCUUAGCUAGAGGUCUCUGAUCGGCUUGCUUCGAUAGACUCUCAUUGCUAUCCUGUUCUUGCUCCUCUUGAUCUCCAUCUCCAUCUCCAUUUUGAUUGCUCCGUAGUUUUUUACGUUUAUUAAGUGCAUUAAUAUCACCUAUACCGACAAAGAACUCAAAUGGGAUUACUUUCACGAGGUUCGGACUAUCACCCCAUACGUCAGCUCUGUCAUCAAUGAUAACACACAUUGAGGUAUCCGUUGGAAAUAACCUUUGUAAAGAUUUUUGUGUAAAUGAACCUGAUUCAUCACGUGAAAGAAUUCUUUCACCAAAAUACUUCCCGGAUGGAUCUAUAAGUUGACAAAUAGCUAAAGCAUAAGAACGUGUACCCAUAGUGUAUACGUGCAUUUCGAAUAAUUUGUUCAUAUUAUCAAGAAAUUCCAUCAAACCUGGUCUAAAUUUAACGAAAUACCAACUACCAAAUUCGUGAUGGUUUACUAGACCGAAAUCGCCCAAUUUGAACUUAUGUACAUCGUUAAGUGCACCUUUAUAGACUAAAGUUGGAUCUUGUAAUAGUUCAUUAACCGUUGGAUCAACGGUUGCAUGUAUAAUCGUCUGAUCGAGGUCUACGAUUAGUGCAAGUUUGCUAGACUUUAAUAGAGUAUGUUUGCUAGUUUUUCCAAUCCUCUGCGCUUCAUCAUAGCUAACAGUUAGAUUUGCUGUAGAGUGUGAUAUAUGAUAACUUUCAGAUUGUUGUUCUUGUGAUACAUCUUUACCGCAAAUUGCACAAAGUCCAGAUAAUUGGACAGGAUGUGUACAAUCAGAGGCACUUC
Molecule: messenger RNA, 3510 nt
Organism: Wallemia mellicola CBS 633.66
Lineage: Eukaryota; Fungi; Basidiomycota; Wallemiomycetes; Wallemiales; Wallemiaceae
Exons: 5
Coding region: 7-1908 (633 amino acids)
Biological process (GO): phosphatidylinositol dephosphorylation
Cellular component (GO): endoplasmic reticulum
Molecular function (GO): phosphatidylinositol-4-phosphate phosphatase activity
Source: RefSeq, a predicted model, not a curated record